Molecule: messenger RNA, 1542 nt
Organism: Lodderomyces margitis
Lineage: Eukaryota; Fungi; Ascomycota; Pichiomycetes; Serinales; Debaryomycetaceae
Gene: THI6
Product: bifunctional hydroxyethylthiazole kinase/thiamine-phosphate diphosphorylase
Exons: 1
Coding region: 1-1542 (513 amino acids)
Biological process (GO): thiamine biosynthetic process
Cellular component (GO): cytoplasm
Molecular function (GO): thiamine-phosphate diphosphorylase activity; hydroxyethylthiazole kinase activity; magnesium ion binding
Source: RefSeq, a predicted model, not a curated record
AUGACUGUUGACUACUCACUAUAUUUGGUGACGGAUUCCACCAUGAUCCCAAGCUCCUCCACAUUUCUCAAGCAAGUGGAGGAGGCAGUGAACAAUGGAGUGACGUUGGUACAAUUACGAGAAAAAGAGCUCUCAACCUUGGAUUUCAUUGAUAGAGCUAAAGAAGUCCACAAGUUAACCAAAGCCAAAAACAUUCCUUUAAUUAUCAAUGACAGAGUUGAUAUUGCCUUGGCUGUGGAUGCAGAAGGUGUUCAUGUUGGCCAGGACGACAUGCCAGCAACGUUAGUGAGAAAGUUACUAGGACCAAACAAGAUUGUUGGUGUAACUUGUUCCAAUCCAGAAGAAGUAAAACAGGUAGUUCGUGAGGGCGUUGCAGAUUAUGUUGGAUUAGGUACUACUUUUGCCACAAAUACUAAAAAGGACGUAAAAACCCCCGGUGGUGUUGGUCCCAUUGGCAUCAGAAAGCAGAUGUAUGAAUUGCAGUCUACCGGUAUCCAAUGUGUUGCAAUUGGAGGCAUAAAUCACUCCAAUGCUAAUAGGGUUAUACAACAGUGCCAGGUCGGCGAUACACGCCUUGAUGGAAUCGCUGUAGUCUCUUGUAUUAUGGCAAGCGAAGAUGCUGCCGAAGCGACAAGAACAUUACGCUCUGAAUUGGAAUAUACUCCAGACUGGGCAACCACAAAAUCAUUUGAUGCUAAAGUUCCAGUACACUCUAUCGUUAAGAAUAUGUCUGACCUGCAUCCAUUAGUGCAUCAUAUCACCAAUAACGUGGUCAAAAAUUUCAGUGCAAAUGUAACAUUAGCAAUUGGUGCAUCACCAAUUAUGUCAGAGUUGCCGGAGGAGUUUGAAGAGUUUGCUUCAGGUAUCCCCAACAUUGGACUUGUCAUCAACUUGGGCACUCCAAACACUGAACUUAUGAGAGUAUUCUCCAAAGGGUUGACCACUUACAACAGGUACAGUAAGCCUGUUGUGUUUGAUCCUGUUGCAUGCGGAGCUUCAAGGGCUCGACUUGAAAGCUGUAGAAAGCUUUUGAACCAAGGUUUUGUGACAGUGAUCAAGGGUAAUGUUGGAGAAAUUUUGAGCAUUUGGAAACUUACCCCUUUUUAUCAAGAAGUGGAGGAUGGCGAGAGCCAUAUGAGAGGCGUGGAUUCCAUCUCCAACGCCGGCGAAGCUGAAAUAAAGGAGAAGGGUUAUCAAGUUGCUACUACUUUCGGAUGCGUAGUAGUAAUCACAGGGGAACUAAAUUUCAUAUUAGGCAGCGACAAGAGGUCGGCAGUCGUCCGCGGGGGAAGCUCGUUGAUGGGUAGUAUAACAGGCACAGGAUGCUCUUUGGGUAGUACUAUUGCUGCGUUUUUAGCUGCAGAGAAGGCUGGUUCAAUUGUUGGAGGUGAUGUUUUCAAGUCUACCGAGGCAGCAGUGACCUUGUACAAUAGAGCCGGUGGCAUUGCUGGCCUUGAAUCACAAUAUCCUGGUUCAUUUAUGAUAAAUUUCCUCGACAAGUUGAGUCAGGUUUCUCAUGACCCUGAGCAAAAUAUUCAAUAA